AGUCUCCUAAAAUACCCAAAAUUAGCAUAAGAAGCCAAAAAAAAAGCCCUAGAAAGAUAACAUUUUUGCCUCUCGGUCCAAUUUAGGGUUUAUCGAAGUUUAAGCCCAUUAACUUCUCCUCCCUCCAAACCCCUUCUUCCCUCUUCUGCAACCUCCCUUAAACCCUAGUAAAAUUCGGAAGAACAAUUCUUUUUCAAUAUGAAUGGUUUAAUUGAAAAUGGCACCAUGAAUGGCUAUUCUAAUGGCACCAUGAAUGGUAAUUUUAAUGGUACCAUGAUUGCUAAUUAUAAUGGUGCUGUGAUUGGUAAUUGUAAUGGUGCCGUGAAUGGUCAUGGCGUCGAUGCAACGGAGGAUGGGGUCACUCCUGAAGUGCAGCCAAAUAAGCGCAGGAGAAAAAAGUCUAUUGUUUGGGAAUACUUUACCACAGAAACUGUCACUCCUGGUUGUAUCAGGGCUUGCUGUAAACAGUGCAAUAAGUCAUUUGCUUACAUUACUGGCAAAAAGCAAUCAGGUACUAGCCACCUCAAGAGACACAUAUCCUUAGGUAUCUGUCCUGUAAAUCGUCCUAACCAGGAAAAGAAGCAACUCUCUCUCUACACACCACGCUCCCAAAAAGGCACUAUCACAGCUCCUCCAAGAAAGCGCUUGAGAGCAUCUCCUGGAUCAGUAACCAUUGCGUUAGACCAAGAACGCUGCAUUCAUGAGAUAUCCAGAAUGAUUUUACUUCAUAAUUACCCAACAAACAUGGUAGAACAUCGUGGUUUUAUUGACUUUGCCCGGAUUCUUCAACCUCACUUCUCUAUGGUUAAUUUUGAUGCUAUUCAGAGUGAAAUUAUGUCUAUCUAUGCGAGAGAGAAGAUUUUACUUGCAAAUACUCUAGCUGAAAUCCCUGGGCGUGUCAGCCUUACUAUGGAUCUCUGGACAUCAGACCAACUUUUGGGUUAUGCUAUUCUGACUGGGCACUUUGUAGAUGCCGAUUGGAGAUUGAGCUCCCGGGUCCUUAAAUUUGUUCUCGUGCCGUUCCCAGAUUCACAAGUUGCUUUUAAUCAUGCUGUCGUUUCAUGUCUGUCUGAGUGGGGCUUAGGAAACAAGUUGUUCGCACUUGCUGUCGAUCAGUCUUUUGCAAACGAAGCUGUUAUUGGGAACAUUAGGGGCCUGCUUUCAAUAAAAAAUUCUCACAUGCUGAAUGGUCAAUUUUUGAUACCCGAUUGCUAUGCCCGUGUCAUGAGUCGUAUGGCACUGGAAGCCCUGGUGGCAACACAAGAAGCUGUUGCCAAAGUUCGCGAUAGUGUGAAGUACGUCAAAACUUCAGAAUCUUGUGGAGUUAAGUUCAAUGAUCUUAGACAACAACUUCACGUCCCUUGCACACAGAGUCUAGUCAUUGAUAAUCAAAGAAGGUGGGAUUCAACUUACCAUAUGCUGUCAACAGCAUGUGAUUUGAAAGAAGUUUUUUCUUGUCUAGAUACUUCUGAUCCUAAUUACCAGCAGGCUCCUUCAAUGGAUGACUGGAACUGUAUAGAGGUACUUUGUGUUUAUUUGAAGCUUUUUUAUGAUGCUGCUGACAUUCUUACAUCUGAAAUCUACCCUACCUCAAAUAAAUUCUUCCAUGAAGUCUCUAAAAUUCAGAUGCAGCUAGCUCAUGGAUCAUUCCAUGAGGAUCCUUAUAUUAGCAACUUUGUCAGACCUUUGUAUGAAAAGUUUGACAGAUAUUGGAGGGACUGUUCUGUGGUCUUGGCCAUGGCUGUAGCUAUGGACCCAAGAUAUAAGUUGAAGCUUGUGGAGUUUAGCUUUUCCAAGGUUUACGGGGAAGAAGCUGACAUGUGGUUAAGGGCCGUUUAUGAUGGUAUACAUGAGCUAUACUUUGAAUAUGUUGCUCAGACUUUACCCUUGCCAUCCAUUCAUGUAGAACAAAGGUAUGAAGGAUUCAUUAAAGCAGAGGCACUUCAAGAUGAAGCAACUCUACCUCCUAGCGAUGGCCUGUCAGAUUUUGAUGUGUAUAUUUCAGAAAUUUCAAGUAACCAUCAGACAAAAUCAGAACUAGAUCAGUAUCUAGAUGAGUCACUUUUGCCAAGAGGUUCACAGGAUUUUGACAUUCUCGAGUGGUGGAAGUUGAACAGAAUCAAAUACCCAACUCUCUCAAAGAUGGCUGCUGAUAUAUUAUCGAUACCGUUUGCUACAGUUUCUCGGGAUUCCGUGUUUGAUACAGUAGGCAAGAAGUUGGAUAGUCAUAGGAGUUCACUUAAGCCUGUUACAUUAGAGGCCCUCGUUUGUGCUAACGACUGGUUGCAGUGUGGAAUGAGACAGAGUACACCCUUGUUAGAUAUCUCCACAAUGUGUAUAAAAAUGGAAACCCAAUAAGGUUGAGUUCUUGAUUACUUGGUCGUUGGAAGAUUGGCACGGCUGUUACUCAGCGGUGCAGGUUUUAAUGUUGGCUGAUCACUAAUCUUUCUUUUCCCCAAUUUUGAAGAUAAUAGGAGUAACUAUAGUUUUGUGUAUUAUUGCAAAAUUCUUUCGUUUCAUUAGCGUAAGUACCUUUUUGGUUGAAGAGCUUUUUAGUUCUAACUAUGAUGUAAAGUUUAUUUUAAAAUCCAAAGUGGCAAAGAAUAAGAAAUUCAGAAAGGCA
Beta vulgaris subsp. vulgaris (sugar beet) is the source of this 2623-nucleotide messenger RNA. RefSeq names its product zinc finger BED domain-containing protein DAYSLEEPER. Lineage: Eukaryota; Viridiplantae; Streptophyta; Magnoliopsida; Caryophyllales; Amaranthaceae. The transcript has 2 exons. The record is from RefSeq and is a predicted model, not a curated record. The coding region runs from base 199 to 2358 and encodes 719 amino acids. Gene Ontology annotation, molecular function: protein dimerization activity; DNA binding.